Zychaea mexicana is the source of this 4698-nucleotide messenger RNA. RefSeq names its product SNF2 family N-terminal domain-containing protein. The record is from RefSeq and is a predicted model, not a curated record. Lineage: Eukaryota; Fungi; Mucoromycota; Mucoromycetes; Mucorales; Lichtheimiaceae. The transcript is spliced from 4 exons. Gene Ontology annotation, cellular component: nucleus; chromatin. Gene Ontology annotation, molecular function: ATP-dependent chromatin remodeler activity; ATP hydrolysis activity; chromatin binding. Gene Ontology annotation, biological process: regulation of transcription by RNA polymerase II; nucleosome organization. The coding region runs from base 188 to 4612 and encodes 1474 amino acids.
CAUCCAAGGCAACUCGAUAUGCGGUAAAGAAUAUGUCCUUCCGCCCCCCAAUAUUCGUUAUUCGAACUGCGGAGUGUUGAAGGGUGUUGCCUAGCAGUAUUACUAAGCAACCCUUUGCGUACGAAAUUAAACUUUUUACUGAUUUUCUUAUUAGACUUCAACACCAUCGUAUAAUGGAGAGUCGGCAAUGAGCGAUGCAAGCGAAGAUAUCAGUUUGGAUGCCAGCAGCGAUGACUACUAUGGUGCACCCAGAAACGGCACGAAACGUAAUCAACGAAGAAGAACUAGAUCUACAACAGCAACUACUACUGCAAUUACACAUAACCAACUACAUAAUCAAUGGGCCGGUUUUGACGAAGAAAGCGGAAGUGCUAAUGUUUCAGAAGACAGCUCAGACAGUGAGACGUAUGGUCGUCCACGACGGAAAAGUGGUAAAAAACGAAGAUCCAACAAAGUGUCACGAACGGCCUCAAGUGAUGCGUUACGAUAUUCAACGCGAAAGCGAACAGUCACCAACUACAAUGAAGACAAAGCGGAUUUAUGGGGGUUAUCAGAAGAAGACGAUGCGUUUGCCGCGAAUAGUUCAUAUACCCCGCAGCCUGAAGAAGAAGAAGGCGAUGUCAUUGAAAGCGUACACGAUCACCGACGACGCGAACAAUUUGCUGAUGAACCUGAAGACGUACCUGAACAAAACAUGGAGUUCCUGAUCAAGUGGAAGUCCUGGUCUCAUUUGCACGACACUUGGGAUACGUACGAGUACCUCAGAUCCUUCAAGGGAUUCAGAAAACUUGAAAACUACAUCAAAACUGCUGUGUACGAAGAAAUGGAAUUCCGACGCCAUCCGGAGACGACGCAAGAAGAACUUGAACAGCAGGACAUCAACACUGAGCGACGCCGUGAAGACAUUCAACACUGGCGCACCGUCGACCGCAUCAUUGCCAUGAAAGGAACACCGCCUGAUUGCGAGUAUCUUGUAAAAUGGAAACGGCUGCACUAUGACGACUGCACCUGGGAAACAUCCGAGCUCAUAUCCGAUAACCACCAAGCCGAAAUUGACAGCUUCCUCGACCGAGAACAAAGCCAGAAUAUUCCUGGCCGCUCCGCUGCAUACAUCAAGUCACGACCGACGUUCUCCAUCUUGCGCGAACAACCCAGCUUUAUUCAGGGAGGCACCUUGCGCGACUAUCAGCUGCACGGCGCGAGUUGGAUGUAUUGGCUUUGGUGCAAUAACAAGAACGGCAUUCUGGCAGACGAAAUGGGUCUCGGCAAAACUGUGCAGACGAUCAGUUUUUUGAGCACUUUGUUCCACAAGCACUCUGUGUACGGCCCAUUCUUGGUCGUUGUACCACUGUCGACGUCGGACAACUGGAUGUCUGAAAUCAAGCAGUGGGCUCCGGAUAUGAAUGCCAUCUGCUAUGUCGGUAACCGUAAGGCUCGUCAAGUGAUGCGUGAGCAAGAGUUUUAUCUGAGCGGUACCAAGAAACUCAAGUUCAACGUGCUCGUCACAACCUAUGAAAUCGUUUUAAAAGACCGUGUCGAAUUGGGAUCUUUAAAAUGGCAGUAUCUUGCUGUCGACGAAGCCCAUCGUCUCAAGAAUUCAGAAAGUCAGCUGUAUGAGGCUCUUCAAAGCUUCCACACCGUCAACCGCUUACUUGUCACGGGCACGCCGCUCCAGAACAGUGUCAAGGAACUACUGGCGUUGGUUGGAUUUUUGAUGCCGGAAAUGGACCUCAGUGAACUGAACGUCGAUUUGGAUAAGGACGACGAUCAUCAACAGGAAAAAAUCAAGAAGCUGCACGAAAGCCUGAAAAGCAUCAUGUUGCGGCGAUUGAAGAAGGAUGUCGAAAAAUCUUUGCCGAACAAGUCCGAGCGCAUUCUCCGCGUCGAAAUGAGCGACAUGCAGCGCGAUCUGUAUAAGAAUAUUCUGACCAAGAACUUUGAAGUGCUCAAUCGCGGCUCUGAGAAGAUCAAAAAGCAGUGGCUUAAUAUUGCCAUUGAGUUGAAAAAAGCGAGUAACCAUCCGUUCCUUUUUCAGGACACCGAGCUUGUGCGGACUAGUCGGAUCGAACAACUGCGCGGCCUUGUCGAAAACAGUGGCAAAAUGGUAUUGUUGGACAAACUCUUGACGCGACUCAAGUCGGAUGGUCAUCGUGUUUUGAUCUUUUCGCAGCUGGUGAUGAUGCUAGACAUUCUGUCCGAAUACAUGUCCUUACGUGGCCAUCCAUUCCAGCGUUUGGACGGACGGAUGCGAACAGAAGAACGUACCAAGGCAAUCGAGCACUACAAUGCACCUGACAGUCCUGAUUUUGUCUUUUUGCUCUCGACGCGUGCAGGUGGUAUGGGUAUCAACCUGGUGACUGCCGACACGGUGAUUAUUUUUGACUCGGAUUGGAAUCCGCAAAACGAUUUACAGGCCAUGUCGCGAGCACAUCGUAUUGGCCAAACAAAAUCGGUCAAUGUGUAUCGCUUCGUGACCAAGGGAACCAUGGAGGAGAACAUCAUUGAACGUGCCAAGCGCAAGAUGGUAUUGGAAUACUGUAUUAUCAAGCAGAUGGAUACCUCGGGUCUGUCGCUGCUACCGGACAAUGCUUUGACAACGUCAUCGGGCAAGAUCCGCCAGCUUCCGUUUAACAAGGACGAAAUGUCGGCCAUUUUGAAGUUUGGCGCGCAAAACAUGUUUCAGUCUAAUGAGAACACGGAAAAGCUCAAUGAUAUGGAUCUGGACGAUAUUUUGGCACGUGCUGAGCAUACCGAGACACUGGAAGAUGAAGACAGUGCGCUUGGCAGCGAGGACUUUUUGGCGCAGUUCAAAAUUUCCGACUAUGGCGGCACAGCAAACGAUUUGAGUUGGGGCGAGAUUAUACCAGAUGGUGAGCGCCGUGCCAACGAGGAACAAAAGAUCAUCGAGCACGAGCUAUCGCUGUUUGAUCGUGCAGCGAAGAAGAAUCGACGGACAUAUCGCGAGAAUGCUAUCGACGACUUUUCAGACGAAGAAACUGAAAAGUCAACACGCAAACGACGGCGUAAGGCUGGCGCGUCCACCAGUAGUAGCAGCAAAAAGAACAGCAAUGGCAACAAGUCGGACGAUAUCAGCGAAAAGGAUCUUCGAGCACUUAUUCGCUGUUUACUGAAAUGGGGCGACGUCGAAAAGCGGUACGACGAAGCUGUGCGUGACACAGACCUGGAACACAAGGAUAAAACGGUGAUUCUUAAUAUGUGUGAGGAUCUGGUCAGUGCGUGCAAGGACAAAAUUACCGAGCAGCUGCAGGCAGCUUCAGUUUCCUCCUCGUCGACUUCAUCCAAGACGCCAAUAGACGAAGAAACCAUGCUUCGCGAAGUGCGACACACAAAGCAAAAGGCAAUUCUUUUCACCUGGCGCGGAAUCCAAAGCGUCAAUGCGGGCCAGGUCCUCCAACGACAUCAUGAUAUGAAGGUGCUUCGGCAGCGGAUGCAUGCCAUGAGUAACACACUCAAAUUCCGAAUGUCCCUGGGUGCGAAGCGCGUGCAAGGCUGGUCCUGUCCAUGGGGUCAAAAGGAAGAUGCGAUGCUACUGGUGGGUGUUGAUCGACAUGGAUUUGGCAGCUGGACCCAGAUCCAGGCUGACCUCGACCUAGGUUUACAAGACAAGUUUUUCCUGAAUCACAAUGGUGACGACGACGAGAGCAAUGUAAAAGCUGCCAAGGACAAGGACGAUAAGCGGACCCCCAAGGCAAUUCAUCUGGUACGACGUACUGAGCAACUACUCAAGGUGCUUGCAGAAGAUGAAAAGACGCGGCAAACGAAGCCUCAAAAGCAAUCGACUCUCAAAUUUAGUAAAAAGGAGGGCAGUGUGGCGGCGGCGCGACAUCAUCCACAGUCAGAUGACCAUCACCACCACAAACGAUCAUCACCCCAACAGCAAGCACGGGGAUCGCCUGGCACGCCAUCAGCACGCGAGCGUAAGGGCAAAACCACGGGCAGUAGAUCAUCACCAGCUGCCGGCGCUGCAGCAGCAGCAGCAGCUGGUUCUGGCACACCGUCCUCAGCCAAGAAAACUGAAAAGGAGAACAAGGAACCGGAUUUGGAAGAAAUGUACGCCAGUUACGAUGAAGACGAAGCCAAGCGUGCAUUGGAGCCUGUUCGAUCUGUAUUAGUUCGCUUAAGGGACGAGACGAACAAGUUGGAAAAGGACAAGGUUGCAGCGUUCAUCAAGGAAUGUGUUGGCAAAAUUGGCAAAUGUAUCGAUAAAAACAUGGAUCGGUUAUCAAGCAAUCGCAGUCGACAGGACCGACAUCGCUACCAUCGCGAUAUGUGGCUCUAUGUCAAGCGCUUCUGGCCCAGCAAGCGUCCAAAAUACAAGGAUCUAGUCAAUAUCUGGAACCGCCUAAAGAGCAAUCCGCCUCCAUCCUCCCAGCAAACGCCAACAUCUUCUGGUUCGAAAGCAAUUACAGCAACCGAAGAAGGUCGCUCCUCAACCACUUCCUCAUCCACUCAUCUUCACAACGGCAGUAGUCAUCACCAUCAUACCCCUCCAUCGUCCUCAUCGCAUCGACGGCAUCAUCACCAUCGCUCACAUCAGCAUUCACGUGAUUACGGAGACCGUCGUGACGAACGGCGCGAUCGUCGCUACUAGUUCUUCUAUUCUUCUUCCCUCUAUUUGCACACACACACACACACACACAUGCACACACAUACAUAAAUACACGCUCUUCUUUUAAU